CCUCCAUCGUUUCGAAACGUGUGCCACACUUUCGCAAGUUUAAUCAUCCACCCAAGGCCUGAAAAUGAUAGAGGACCUUCUCCCUCCGUCACCAAAUUGGUACUGCAGUCAGGCUUGUGACUGUAGUUAUGAUGGAUUGUUUGCAUAUGCCACAAGAAAUUCGAUCUUUCUGCUCGAUGUUCGAAACAACUCGCCGAGUUACGCGGGAUGCUUAACGGGGCAUUCGGAGCGGGUGACAGCGGUAAAAUUUGGCAGAGAGACCCACGACAGACACCUCUGUGCUACAGCGGGCGACGAUGGUUGUGUAAAAGUAUGGGAUACACGAAAUAAGGCUGUUUUAAAUGACCAUCGGUAUCAUAACGAGAAUAAAGUGACAGCAGUCCAGUGGUGUGCCUCAACAGUGCCAAACAGUCAAGUCAUUUCAGGAGAUGAGAAGGGCACCCUCGUCUGGUGGAAUCAUGCCAGUGGCGGGGGUAAGGAGUUCACACCUGAAAAACGGCACAUCUACUGUCUUGCGAGCUGCCCACACAAUGGGGAAUUUGUUGCCAUUGGCUACAAAACAGGUCUGGUGCUGAUCGUGGACAUCAGCGGCAAAGGGCAAAUACUUCAGAGAUUGAGAGGUCAUGAUGAGGAGGUCCACUCUGUCUGCUGGUCCCCAGGACUUGGGGAGGACAUCCCUCUUCGCAAACCCAAACAAGACGGAGACAAAGCCGAAUGCCAAGUUGUCCCUACUGGCUCGCCUCCUGAUGAUUUUCCCAUGGCGACUGCAUCAGCCCUUCCAUCGACACUGAGAGAGCGAGGAUGCCUGCUUGUCUCGGGGAGCCGGGAUCGCACCCUCAAAGUCUGGAACACCACCCAGGGGAAGGCAGUGCUGACCCUGGCCCUGCCCCCACGGGGAGGCGUGCAACGCACAAGGGAUCGGAGCGAUGACGGAGGAAAGGCAAAGGUGUGGGUGGGUCUGUGCUGGCCAUCUGACAAGCCCAGGGAAUUUCUUUCAAGUUCUUACGGAGGAGAUCUUAUUUUGUGGGACUUGUGCAAACCUGGAAAGCAGAAGUGGGAAUACAUUGGCAUGGACAAUCAUAAUACUGCAUCUCACAAUAGGAUCAUAUUCAACAUAUCAAGCAUUCCACACUGUCCUGAUAUGUUCAUCACCACAUCGAUGGACAGACAGAUCAUAUGCUGGAACAGAAAGACACUCAAGAUGGUUUGGUUAAUCCCCACCCUAGGGGGAUUCGUCUACACUCUGUCAGCUUGUUCUGUAGAUCCAGGUUGCCUGGCACUGGGAGUGGGGGACAACAUGAUCAGGGUGUGGAACUCUUCGUCCCCAGGGAGGGGGAAGACUAUCAGCAUCCUGUGGCAGGGAAUCAAAUCAAAGGUCACAGCGCUGUCUUGGCACCCAGAGAGAGAUAAUUGUCUGGCAUACGGAACUGAUGAUGGCCGCGUAGGCAUCUACAGUACCUUCACGCAGGGUAAAGGGCCUGCUCUGUCAAGCACGUUCCACAAGAAGACAGUUUACUCCCUGAGCUGGGGUCCACACUGUCUAGCCAAAGAGGGAGUAUCCGGCUAUUGCCUGUACAGCUGUGGUGGUGAUGGCAUGAUAUAUCAACAUGACCCAACCAAACUCGGGGAGGAUGCCACAAACUUCAACAGCCUCAUUCGCUCAGCCAAUCAAAUUUCGUACAUGCUUCCCUUACGUACUGACGUGUCUUGGAGAGAUGAUGGAAGAGCAGUUGCCAUAGGAAAUGAGGAUGGGUCUAUUGAGAUCGUGGCCUGCCCAAGUCUGUUGCUGCUGUGCACCAUCCGAGUCCACCACAAGCUCAUCAACUGCCUGGAGUGGUACCCAACCCACAGCCAGUCAGAAGCCAGCGUACAGGUUCCUAGCCAAUCCGCAGGCAUAUUGGAAGAUGGUUCGAGUGGCACUGGCCAAUCAGGGAAGAGGUGGUGGCUGGCUUCUGGCUCCAAUGAGCCACAAGUCCAGGUUCAUGAUCUGACAUCUGUGCUAGGAGGAAUUGAACCAGUCCAACUGAAAACGCCUGUGACUGGAUCAUUCCGCACUCUGAAUGGCCAUACCCUAAGAAUCACAGCAUUAUCAUGGAGUCCACAUGGUGAUGGGCGCCUUGUGUCUGCUUCUUACGAUGGUACAGCUCAGGUGUGGGACACACUGAAAGGAGAGCCUAUUGCCAAUUUCCGCGGCCAUCUUGGCCGUCUUUUCUCAGUCUCCUGGAGUAUCCUAGAUCCCGAUGUCAUCUUCUCGGGUGGUGAGGACUUUUGUCUGUUGAAAUGGAGAGUGUCCCAAGUACAGCAUACCAGACCACCUGCCCACAAAAGAAACACAGCAGCAUUUAUGCAACGCAGUGGGAAGAGUAAAUCAGCUUCAUCUGGUAAGAGCAAAAAGAAAGCAAAAUCAGCCAAAGACACGUGCAGCGUGGGCAGCUCAUCUCCGGGUUCCUGCACCCCAGAACCAACAUCAACUAAGGAUGCUCCACCCAUCCCCGAGGGACUUCCCCCUGAUGGAUCCCUUCUGGACCCACCAGUUGAUAUGUCAGAUCUGCAGCGACUUCUCGAGGAAAAGAGACUUGAGAUGCAGAAACUGACUUUGACCGAGGCCUCAGAAGCAGAGGCAAGGCGUCAGCAGACUGAGAAUGUGAUGAGCAGUGAGCCUACAUUUGUUGAAGAGAAAGAAGUUACAGAGCUGAAAACAGGAGAGGUUGAUGAAGCUGGAGAAAAAGGAAGGGGAGGAGAUACAGAAGUGGGUGUGGAAUCUGUAGCCCAGACCACAGAGGGCUCAGAUGUCACAUAUAAGAAAGAUGGUCGUCGGAAGAAGAAACACAAAUCCCUCUUUCCUCUGAGUCGGAGUCAGGACAACAGAGGCAAGCUGUAUCAUCUAGAGGACUGUGUUACACUGGCACACCAUAAAUACGGUACAGAUGAUGCAGGGAGACCGUUUACUACAGCCCAUCCAGCAGUGGGAGAACAGGUACACUCAACAGAUCCCAGCGAGGCUGUAUCAUCUGCUAGACUCCAUCCGGGUGUGGGAGAUGCCGUCCAUCUUGGCCUGUUUGCUGAUAGGAGGGCAGCAUUUGCAAUGUUCAGAGAGGAAGGUAUUUACCACAGUGAAGCUGGUAACCGAGACCAAAGACAGUGUCUGGACAUGUGGAAGGGGAAUUUAGCUGGCACCCUAGCUCAUGCAAGAGAAUGCAAUCAGCUCAACAGUUUUCUUGUUGCCAUGGCACCGUUAGGUGGUUAUGAUGUUUGGCUGGAGACAGUUGAGGCCUAUGCCCAGCAACUGGAGAGAUGUGAGGACUACAGUCAGGCUGCUACCUACUACCUCGCCUGCCACAAGAUACAUAAAGCUAUAGCAGUGCUGCUAGAUAACAAACUCUUCAGAGAAGCUGUGGCAUUAGCGUCUGUGAGGCUUUCCCCAUUUGAUCCUGCUUUCACUGAGGUAUACAGAGCCUGGGCAAGUCACCUGGAUGCUGAGGGCAGCUACGGCCAAGCUGCAAAGUGUUACCUGACAAUCAACCAACCUACUGAUGCAGUGAUGUUGCUCGCCAGAAAGAGUGACAUCCUGUCUCUCUCUGCCGCUUUGCGUGUGGCUUGUAUCACUCACCUAGGUGACCUGACUAUCGGUUUGAUGGUCAGAUACUUGCAUGAGUGUCUCAUGGCUGGUGAUUGGCUAGAAGCACAAACGGUGUUAGCCAAUCAUAAAAGUGUUUUAGCAGGGAGCUUAAUUGCGGCUCUGCACGAAGUCAUCGUCACAACACUAACACAUCAAAAGCUCAUACUACGGGAUCUGUUUGAGGAACCAAAGACCAAUCCCUGGAUUCAGGGGAUGUUCCGAGAUGAGACAAACAACAUGGAUGACUUGUCGGGAUGGACUGUUCCUCUUUUUGAAGGAGCUACACCCCUUCCUGCUGCUGUGCAGCAUUGGUUCCUACAAUGCCACAUGGACCAAACAGAUGAAGACCUUGUCCAACGUCUAUAUGAUGAAGUUGUCAGCAUCCGACAACAGAAUACUCAACAUUUGCCAACAAAGCAGCUUCUUAUCGAGUUGGCAUUUGAGCUUACCCUGGGUCAGCUGUCACUCUUGAUGGCAGGGGAGUCUGAGACGGUCCCUCAUUGGUUGCAGGCCGUGGUCAUGUGUCAUGAUGCAGGGGAUGUGGACAUGGCUAGAGGAGUGCUAUCUCUUGUUCUACCUGAAGGCAUUUAUUCCAUCAUGAAACUACACAAGAGUGCCGCUGUCACGAGUCUGUAUGCAUACUACCUCUUCACUGUUCUGUACUCCCUGUGGUGGGAGGUUGGCUGUGAGACAACACCCUCCAAGAAUCCUGAACUGCUGGUGAGUAAAGCUGGUGUGCCACGAGAUACUCAAAGAGGAAUAGAGACAAACAGCGACACUGCCAACAUAAUUGCAAGAAGAACAGAAGCAACAGAAUCACACUUGGAGGGUACAAGUGGCACAGUGUCACGAGUGAUGGCGACUGAAAGAGCUUCAGAAUUGGUGGAAAAUCCUGGCCAACCUAUUGCAGACUUCACUGGGAGUGUCAGUGAGACGCAAGCACAAAUCACAUUUGACCAGCAUGAUCUUUUUACGACAUUGACUGAUUGUACAAACCAAAGUGUGGAGUCAUAUGCAGCCAGUGCCAGCAUUGUCACUGCUCCUUCAUGUUCCAACAUGUCAAAAGAUGUCAACCAAGGGCAUGAUGCGACUCGCAGCCAGUUCGAAGAAAGGCUGGUUCCAAAACUAGAGACUAUCUCCAAGGCUUUGUUGUCGGAGCCUCACGCAAAAGUGAGAAGCCUGAAGGGCAGCAUAAGAUGCAUCCAGAAGGCGGUGGAGAAAUUGGUGACCCAGCAUGCCACAAAAGGGCAGGAACCGGUCCCUGUUGACCAUGACCAGGAGGGCUCUAUUGACAAAGAUAGGGCUCCUGACAGACCAGACCAUGAGGCUGUUGAUUGUGGCUUUUAUGCCUCCAGAGAGAAUGAAUCAGCCGUCCCAACUGUCAAAGAUGGUGGUGCUUUUGAGCUGAAGGAACGUGCCACAUCUCCAGAUGUGUGUGCUUUAAGCCAAAUUGUUUCUGAGAGCACUGGCAGAUUAGUAAACUCAUGCUUACCAGAGUCUCUAAACCCCCUUGAGGUCAGUACCAACAUUGUAUCAUCUCGCCAGGACGACGGGACACCAGUUGAAGUGGAUAUAGCCACUGAAAAACAGUUUGAUUCAAACUCUAACGCUGCUGCUAAAGAAACUCAUUCAGAGGUAGACAAAUAUUUGGAAGUCUGUCUACCUAGUAGCUGGGAGGCAGUGAUGGCAGAUGUCAAGUAUAUUGAUCCAGCAUUGACGUAUACUGACUUGCUCCAAGAGCAAAGCAGGCUCAUGCAGGAAUUGGAACAACUUGGCAAAAGGUGUCCAUUCCCAGACUCAGUCGAGUCUGCCAUGGUGCUGGUACAUGUCUGCCGUGCCGCACGCCUCAAGAGGAAUCUCUCAAAAGCAGAUCAGCAGGAGCUGAAGACACUUGAGAAGGAAGCCAUCACAUGGGGACUGGAGCACAGUUGGCUGACCUUCCAAAGGAAACUGUUCAUUAAGCAUCUUGCAAAUUUAGUUUUAGAACAACCCAACAGUGCUUUGUAAGGAGCCGGAAGUAUAGAUCUUUAUCGUGAUGCCGCCAUUUUUGUGUUGCUCCUGAAUGCCAAAUGACAAAAGUAGUACAUCUUUACAUACCUAUAAAAGGAACCAAAUAAGUUUUUCUUCCAGCUUCAGUUUGGUCACAAUACUUUCAAUAGUAGAAAAACAAGAUGGCUGCUCCCUGAUAAAGUUCUACAAGGCUAGUUGCCGUAUCGAUAACACAUAUGCAGAGUGUAUGCAAGUAUAGUGCUUGUCUUGCGUUGAAUUGUGCGAAUAACUCUGUCAUGGAUACGUUUUAGUUUUCCAUUUAAUCAGUCUACUGCCAACUCAUUUAGGCUUAUGCAGUAUAUGCACAGAUGAUCGGGGAAGUUGAGCCCAAUUGAGUAUUAUUAGGUUGUUGGAAGCAUUUCCAAGUGAAAAUGUUUUCUUUACUGUUUAGGCUUCAUCCGUGACUUAUUUGUGAUGUGAAACCGAGGCUUUAAGGGACCAUAACCUACUGUAAUGCUGUAGCUCAAACACUUAGUAUCGGUUAUUAAUGUGUGGGGGGGACUGGGAGCUUGAUUGCAGUUCAAACCCUUCCGAGGACAAAAUCUGCUCACAGAAUCAUGUCAAAGUACAAAGAAAUAUGUCUCUCAGUUACAUAGCAGACUUACUUAGUGCAGGCUUAAAUCGCAAAUUUUUAUGGAAACUGCUUUUGCGCAUUGACCAAAAGGAAGGUAAACUUCAUUUGGAAACACUGCACAAAUCACAGUGACAAGAAUAUGACACUUCUUGGGCACUGGUAUUUUUCAAGCAGGAACACAUUCAAGAACUGCACAGGACACAAAGUAAUAUCAUCCAGAAUGUAGCAUAAGGCUUCUUUAUAAAUGAACAACAGUGAAUAUGGCUUUCAUACAAAAUAGUAUACCUUAAAACGGGGCCUGUUCUCUUUGGUUUCCAUCAAACUCAUUCUCCAUUUCUAAUUGUUUCAAAAGCGAAUUUAAUGUUUGGGCCUCAAGAAGAAAAUUUACACCAGCACUGGGAAAUAAACCCAGGGUUCAAAGAAGGCUUACGUGCCAACUUUUUAAAAAUCAUCGCAUAAGGUCUUACUGAUGUGGACCACAAGUCCCCCAAAUGAUUAACCCUAACAGUCCUCAAUCCUUCACCUGUUGGAGGAACUGAGGACUGUUAGGGUUAACCUCUUCCCCCCAUUACUUCUUUCUGAAGUUUAAGGCUCGUUAUGAAGCAAAUCAUAAGGUAAUGUAUUUAUUUUUGAACUCCAUUUUUUAUUUUAACUUUGGAAGUUGCUCUACUAGAUCAUCCAGAACACUUCAACAAUGACACAUGAAUGAUCGCUGUAUUGGAGAGCAAAAAUUAGAGUAAAUAUUGGUUGAGCCUUUUGUAAUUGUUUCUAGGGUAAAUUCAGAUCACACACUUCUGGCUGCCUGAAAGGAUAUGAGCACAGUGUGCCAAUAUGACAAAAAAGGUGUUAACAAAAGCUGUGAAAUACUUAAUACUUUCUAGAAGGCUAGGCUUGAUAUAAAAAUUAUACAAAAUGUUUCUGGAAACUUCACAUCUGAUAUGUUUUUGAAAGAAAAACCAGUAAGUAAAAGUUAUUCUUCAGAAUAGAAAAAUCAAGGUUACAGAAGUACAGAGACAAGUCAGACCCUUUAUUAAAAUUUAAUGCUGGUUAAUUUUGCAUUAGUAACACAUUAGUAGCAUUUUUUCUGAUAAUGACCUGCACUAUCCACACAUAUUCACAUGUGCAGGAAGGUUUUACAGAGUUUUGAGUUCAUGUUCUUUCACAGCUGAAGUUUAAUUGCAUUCUGAGUAACUUUGAGGCUUGAUUUUCUGUUGCAUAAAAACAAACACUUUCGGUGGAUACUCUCAGGAAAGGGUGUCGGGAGAAAGCAGUGAGUUGUCCACAUUUAUUGAGAAAUCACCGUUGAUUUUUUAUACACAUAGUUUUUUCCUGUUUCGUCUACUUUCUAAUGGUUUUUUCAUCCCCCUUUUGAAUGUUACAAUUUCACAUUCAGUUUGCCUCUCCCUGUUGCAACUUUGCUUUUUUUUAGCUGUUCAUUAUUCAUUCACAUGUCAUUGGAAAUAAAACAUGCUUUGCGCCAGCUUGGGUA
Acanthaster planci (crown-of-thorns starfish) is the source of this 7731-nucleotide messenger RNA. RefSeq names its product gem-associated protein 5-like. Gene Ontology annotation, molecular function: protein binding; mRNA 3'-UTR binding. NCBI's taxonomy places the organism in Eukaryota, Metazoa, Echinodermata, Asteroidea, Valvatida, Acanthasteridae. The record is from RefSeq and is a predicted model, not a curated record. Gene Ontology annotation, cellular component: nucleus; SMN complex. Gene Ontology annotation, biological process: spliceosomal snRNP assembly.